Molecule: messenger RNA, 1357 nt
Organism: Malus domestica (apple)
Lineage: Eukaryota; Viridiplantae; Streptophyta; Magnoliopsida; Rosales; Rosaceae
Source: RefSeq, a predicted model, not a curated record
AAAAAAGCAAAGGAGGAAAAGAUGGGAUAUGCUGAUGGCUUUGCCUGUGGUAUUUGGAAACUUGGAAACUGAAAAAAUAGAGAGGCAAGAAAGAAAGGAAAGAAACGCAAAAAGAGGAACUAACACAACCCAUCUGUUUCGUUUCAUUCAUUCUUGCAAAAGGAGAGAGAAAGAGAGAUAUGGGUGGGUAAAAGCAUGAUGGAAGAGUGUGUGUGGUUAGAGACGGUUUAGCUUAAAAUCGCGUAGUUUGUGAGCAAAACUCGUUUGUAAUCAUCAUUCUUCUUCAGCAGAAAUUAUAUGCAUUGAACAACAGCUCCAGAUAUACAACCUCAGCCUCAACCUAGCCCAAUACAGGUACAGGGAGGUUUUGUAAAAAAAACAUGGAGCGUGACAGCAAAAAGAGAGUAAGAGAAGGAGAUGAAGACCACAACGAUUCUUCUUCUUCUUCUUCUUGUUAUUCUUUUUCAGAGAAGCAUGCGAAGACAAAUUUAGUAGAUCCUAACUGUGGUAUUUUGGACUUCAAAAACGACCUUGAAUACAACAGCAGCGGCAGCAGCACUAGUAGUAAUAGUAGCAGUUAUAAGACAUCAGAUUCGGAUUCCAACUUGGCAUUAGGAGUAUUUGAUUUUCCGUGGCUGAAAGAUAGUGUAAUAUCCAAACCAGAGGACUUGAAUUUUGAAGACUCAUUUUCAUCACCACUGGCAGUACUGGAUGUCGACACAUCCACCUUGACUACCAGUAGUACUACUCCUGGACAUGGUAAUUUUUCAUCACCACUGGCAGUACUGGAUGAUCAAUUUCCUUUCUCCGGGCAGUGCUUCUAUCAUGAUCAGACUGAUCAUCCUGAUGCACUCCUGGACUUUCCAAAGGACAAGCUUGAUAUAGAUUUGUGGCGACCUCGAGAUCUUAAUCAAGAUGAUGGGUCGAAGACUGAGGCCGGGGAAGAUUGCAUUUGGAGUUCCCUGCUCAAUCAGCCUCUUCAACAGCCCAACUAAUUAAGUUUCAAUUGAUCAAUUGUCGCUGCAGAAACUCGUUGAGUAUCUAAGAAGCCAACGACUAACAAGCCAGGGAGGGUGAUGUCAUGUCAUGUGUUGCGCCAGAGGCCCUGAUGGGGCUUGAUAAUUCAGUGCUGCUGGCAAUGGCAGUGGCAAUGUAACCGUCUCUUCUGAUGUUCAUUCUCUUCCAGUCUUCAUCUCCUUUCUUCUUUCCUUUUCCUGGUUGUAAUUAUUUGUCCAAUUCAUAGUACGUAGCCCUCGCCUUACUGCUAUGGUUUGUUAUCCAGACCAAUUGGGAAUAAUAAACAUGGAAACUUCCAAGUUUUUAACUACAUUUUAUUAAAAUUUGGAAACCAUCAUCA